GUAACAGUCCUAACACCAAUCUUACUACUCCCAAUUCCUUGCCUGUGGAGAGUGAAGGUGAGAAGAUGCGCGUACGUGAUCCUGAUAAUGAUCGUGUACUGGAUGACCGAGGUGAUCCCCAUGGCAGUGACCGCCCUGAUCCCAAUCGUUCUCUUCCCAUGGCUGGGUGUCAUGGACUCGAAGGACAUCUGUAUAAAUUAUCUCAAGGAUGCGAACAUGUUGUUCUUUGGUGGGCUGUUGGUCGCAGUGGCUGUUGAGAAGUGGAACCUUCAUAAGAGGGUGGCCCUCAGGGUGCUCAUGCUGGUCGGCUCCAAACCCAAGUGGAUCAUAUUCGGUUUCAUGGUGGUGACAGCCUUCCUGUCCAUGUGGUUGAACAACACGGCCACAACCGCCAUGAUGAUGCCCAUCGCUCAGGCGGUCCUCACCGAACUCGAUGACAACCGCAAGAAACAACUCGAAAUAAAAAGAACUGAAUCAAGAGUCAAGAUGGCAGCCACCCUGGCAAGCAUGACUCCGGAAGAAGUGGACAGCCAGAAAAAGUUCAGCCUCUUCAGGACGGCCCUCAAACUCUCCAUCCCCUUCGCAUCGAGCAUCGGAGGGACUGGCACCUUGAUCGGCUGUGGGCCCAACAUCAUUCUCAAGGGACAGAUGGAAAUAUUAUAUAGCACAAGCAUGAUAAACUUCACUUCCUGGCUGGUCAUCGGCAUGCCGGCCAUGGUCCUCGACCUCUUCUUUGCCUGGGUCAUCAUUCUCUUCAUCUUCUUUGGGUUCAGAGAAACUUUUGGAAGGAAUAAGGUUGAAUCUGACGAUACGGCUAAUCAAGUCAUCAAAACGGAGUACAUCAAACUAGGGAAGAUGACAUUUGCGGAGAUGGUAGUGGGCGCCAGCUUCCUCGUCCUGGCAUUUCUGUGGGUGAGCAGGGAGCCCGAGUUCGUGAAGGGGUGGGUUAAAUAUGUCUGGUUGGUUGGCUGGCUUUUCGUGACAGACGCAUGUGUAGCCAUCACCAUCUGCGUUCUUCUUUUCAUCCUCCCGUCCAAGUUUCCAAACUAUCUCUGCUUUAGACGAAGGAGAGAUGCAGACCCUCCGAAACCAGCUCCUCCCAUCUUGGACUGGCCGACAGCCAACAAGCAGAUGCCCUGGAGUGUCAUCCUUCUGCUGGGGGGUGGGUUCGCAUUGGCUGAUGCUUGCAAGGUUUCGAAACUCUCCGAAUCGAUCGGUCAGUUCCUGAUAAGUUUGAAGAACCUGCCCCAGGUGGUGGUCAGCAUGAUCAUGGUCGUCUGCGCGUUCGUCAUGACGCAGUUCACCAGCAACAUGGCCACGACUACCAUCAUGAUACCCAUCCUGGCACAGAUAUCAUCGGAGACCUGCAUCAACCCUCUCUACCUCAUGCUCCCCGUCACCAUCGCCUCAUCCUUCGCCUUCAUCCUGCCAGUCGGCACUCCCCCCAACGCCAUUGCCUACUCGUACGGGGACAUCACUAUUGUUCAGAUGGUGAGCAGGUGCUGAUGACGAUGAUGAUGACGAUGAUGAGAUCACCAAUUAUUAUUCAACCAACUAAACAAUUACUAUUUCGCUAGAGAUAAACCGUAUAGCGAAUUUGCAUGAAUUCAGAAUGUAGUUGAUUCGAAAACCGAAUACUAAAAAGCCACAAAUU
This is a messenger RNA of Helobdella robusta, 1654 nucleotides long. RefSeq lists its product as hypothetical. Bases 88 to 1506 code for a protein of 472 amino acids. Lineage: Eukaryota; Metazoa; Annelida; Clitellata; Rhynchobdellida; Glossiphoniidae. Gene Ontology annotation, biological process: monoatomic anion transmembrane transport. Gene Ontology annotation, cellular component: membrane. Gene Ontology annotation, molecular function: transmembrane transporter activity. The transcript has 13 exons. The record is from RefSeq and is a predicted model, not a curated record.